AUGGGGGCGUGCCACGGCGUGGCCCUUGAUGCUUUGCUUCUUCCGUUUCAGAAAUAUCGUUACCAAGAUGAAGACAGCCCUCCGUUGGAGCAUAGCCCUGCCCACCUUCCCAACCAGGUAAAGGCCCCCGAGCUGGUCCACGUGGCGGAGAAGAACCUAUCCCAGAUCGAGAGCGUCCACGGCUACGUGUCUCACUCGCACAUCUCCCCCAUGAAGGCUAAUUCCCCACCGGUAAUCGUCAACACAGAUACCUUAGAAGCACCAGCUUAUGUAAAUGGAACGGAAGGUGCGCGCGAAUACGAGGAGAUAACACUAGAACGGGGUAACUCCGGUUUGGGGUUCAGUAUCGCCGGCGGCACUGACAACCCCCACGUCGGGGACGAUCCCAGCAUCUUCAUUACCAAAAUCAUUCCCGGGGGAGCUGCUGCUCAGGACGGAAGGCUUAGGGUGAACGACAGCAUCCUCUUCGUGAACGACGUGGACGUGAGGGAGGUGACGCACAGCACGGCCGUGGAGGCGUUGAAGGAGGCCGGCUCCAUCGUGCGUCUCUACGUCAUGCGCAGGAAACCUCUGGCCGAGAAGAUGAUGGAGAUCAAGCUCAUCAAGGGCCCCAAAGGUCUGGGCUUCAGCAUCGCGGGCGGCGUCGGCAACCAGCACAUCCCCGGGGACAACAGUAUCUACGUCACCAAAAUCAUCGAGGGGGGUGCAGCCCACAAGGAUGGGCGGCUGCAGAUUGGAGACAAGAUCCUGGCGGUGAACAACGUGAGUUUAGAAGACGUCAUGCACGAAGACGCCGUGGCGGCCUUGAAGAACACGUAUGACGUGGUCUACCUGAAGGUGGCCAAGCCCACCAAUGUCUACCUGAACGAUUCAUACGCCCCGCCCGACAUCACUUCCUCUUACUCCCAACACCUGGACAACGAAAUUGGUCACCAGAGCUACCUGGGCAGCGAGUACCCCCAAGCCAUGACCCCCACCUCCCCACGGAGGUACUCUCCCAUCCCGAAGGAGCUGAUGGGGGAGGAGGACAUACCCAGGGAACCACGCCGGAUCGUCAUUCACCGCGGCUCCACAGGGCUGGGCUUCAACAUCGUGGGGGGCGAAGAUGGGGAAGGGAUCUUCAUUUCCUUCAUCCUGGCCGGGGGACCGGCUGACCUCAGUGGAGAACUCCGGAAGGGAGACCAGAUCCUCUCGGUCAAUGGUGUGGAUCUUAGGAACGCGACACACGAGCAAGCGGCCAUUGCGCUGAAGAACGCCGGGCAGACGGUCACCAUCAUUGCACAGUAUAAGCCGGAGGAGUACAGCCGCUUCGAGGCCAAGAUCCACGACCUCCGGGAACAGCUGAUGAACAGCAGUUUGGGCUCAGGGACGGCUUCACUGCGGAGUAAUCCCAAGAGAGGAUUCUACAUCCGGGCGCUCUUUGAUUACGACAAGACCAAGGACUGCGGCUUCCUGAGCCAAGCACUGAGCUUCCAUUUCGGCGACGUCCUGCACGUCAUCGAUGCGUCCGACGAGGAGUGGUGGCAAGCGCGGCGCGUCCACCCGGACGGCGACAGCGACGAGAUCGGCUUUAUCCCCAGCAAGAGACGGGUGGAGCGAAGGGAAUGGACAAGACUAAAAGCAAAAGAUCGGGUGCCAGGAUCAGGCUCUCAAGGUCGGGAAGAUGCCGUCUUGAGCUACGAAACCGUCGUACAGAUGGAAGUUCACUACGCCCGGCCCAUCAUUAUUUUGGGACCCACCAAGGACCGCGUCAACGACGACCUCCUCUCCGAAUUCCCGGACAAAUUCGGCUCCUGCGUCCCCCACACCACACGGCCGAAGCGGGAGUACGAGGUCGACGGGCGGGACUACCAUUUUGUGGCCUCACGGGAGAAGAUGGAGAAGGACAUCCAGAGCCACAAAUUCAUCGAGGCUGGCCAAUAUAACAGCCACCUGUACGGGACGAGCGUCCAGUCGGUCCGCGAGGUGGCCGAGCAGGGCAAACACUGCAUUCUGGACGUGUCGGCCAACGCCGUGCGGAGGCUGCAGGCGGCUCAGCUGCACCCAAUCGCCAUUUUCAUCCGGCCACGCUCCCUCGAGAAUGUCCUAGAAAUUAACAAGCGGAUAACGGAGGAGCAGGCACGGAAAGCCUUCGACAGAGCUACUAAACUUGAGCAGGAGUUUACAGAAUGCUUCUCAGCCAUCGUAGAAGGCGAGAGCUUCGAGGAGAUCUACCACAAGAUCAAGAGAAUCAUCGAGGAGCUCUCCGGCCCUUACAUCUGGAUCCCGGCUCGGGAGAGACUUUAGGAGCUUUAACGAACUGCAUUUUCCCGGGGAAGGGAUCGUUGGGGGGAAAAAAAACAACACAACGACGGCGGGGAAACUCUGCAAGCGAGCCGUCUCCAGAGGAGGGGGAACCACCUCUAUUUUGCCACUGAACUUAGCUGUUUGGUUAAUAUUUGGGCGACGGGGCGGGGAGGGUUUAGGGUCGAGCUACUUUCGUUUCUUCCUUUAAUUCUUUAAUAUUCUCAUAUGAUUAUUAUGAUUAUUAUUAUUUUUGUUCUCUCUUCUUGCGUGAUCCGGCCACCCCAUAUGUUGACCCGAGUUGAAAACGCUCCCAUUUUUCUUUUUCCCGGCCAUGGGGGUGCCUUCCAUUUCCCCCCCCAAUUCUUCACCCUGACACCACCACCCCCAACACAGCCCUAGCGCAUGCAUGCUGUCCUUUGGGGAGGGGGCUGAUGGGGAGGAAAGAAAAAGACCGGGGGAGGCUGUUCCUCGGAGCCCGAUGAUGCUCAUUCUCCAAGAGGACGGGCGGCCCGUGCACAGGGAACAACCCUUAGGAAAGGUAGGCAGAAAAAGAAAAAACAAAUUUAGGGAGAUCUGGCGCUGUCUCUCUUUUCUUUUCUUUUCCUUCCCCCCCCCCCCGAAACAACUUUCUACAAUGAGAAGCCACUUUUGAUACAUUUUGCCUUUUAGUGGAGGGGGGUUCUUCCCUGUCUCGCAGGUGGAGCCUCGUUAAAGCAGAAAAGUCGUAUCGGAAGCGCAGGGAGAAAGAAAAAGCCAUCCCUGCAUAUUUAAAGGUGUCAAAAUGAGAAGCAAAUUCACAAUGCGCAGUCUGCUUUUUUCCCCCUAAAAAAAACAAAAAAACAAAAAGAAGGGGAAAAGACCUCUAUUUUUCCCCUAGGAAGGAAAAAAUUAAGUUUCCAUUCCUUUCCUCUGUAUUUUACAGCGAUUGGGACAGUUGAAAUAAGCACAGAUCCAGAAAGACUAAUGAGGAGCAAACAUAAAUCUUGCUUAUAACAGUGUGGCCUGACAACUUUGGAAUAGAUAUUACCGUCCUUAUUUCCAAUUGAAUUUUUCUCUCUUUUCAAUUUCUCUUUCAUUUUUUUAUUUAUUUUUUUCCUCUUCUUCUGUGCAUGAAAGGUUCCUUGUGGCUUCAAGAGAAAAACUUUAAAAAAGCAAAUCCUGAACCGUUUUGCUGAAACAGUGAUCUAUAUUUUUCUUUCCAGGGGAGGGGAGGGAGGAUGUGUGUGUGUGUGCGUGAGAGAGAGAGAGAGAGAGAGGGAGAGAAGAUAAAAAGGGGGAAAAAAAGAAAUAGAGUUUUUUGCUGUCCUGUGACUAUUUUUGGGGGGUCAUAUCAAGUAUUUUGGUGUGGCUGUACGUGUGAUGUAUGAAAAAAAAAUUACGAUGAAAAAGAGAACCGUUUUUUGGGGGGUGGGCGUUCUGUUUCAGAAGACUGCUUUGGUUUCACAUAGGAUGAUUUUCAUUUCCAAAUCUAAUGGAUUAUUAUUUUUUUGUAUAUAAA
Molecule: messenger RNA, 3784 nt
Organism: Pogona vitticeps (central bearded dragon)
Lineage: Eukaryota; Metazoa; Chordata; Lepidosauria; Squamata; Agamidae
Source: RefSeq, a predicted model, not a curated record